Piliocolobus tephrosceles (Ugandan red Colobus) is the source of this 2965-nucleotide messenger RNA. It is a transcript of the gene ARFGAP2, whose product is annotated as ARF GTPase activating protein 2. Bases 125 to 1786 code for a protein of 553 amino acids. Gene Ontology annotation, biological process: COPI coating of Golgi vesicle. The record is from RefSeq and is a predicted model, not a curated record. Lineage: Eukaryota; Metazoa; Chordata; Mammalia; Primates; Cercopithecidae. The transcript is spliced from 17 exons. Gene Ontology annotation, molecular function: GTPase activator activity.
AAACACCCCACCCCUCGGCUGGCCCGGGCACCGCUGAGGCCGACCUGGUGAGCCCGCCCUCCCCGCCGUGGAUUGGCCCGCGGCGGGACCCGUCGGUCGCGGUUGUGUCUGGGAAGGAGAGAAAAUGGCGGCGGAGUCCAACAAGACCGAAAUCCAGACUCUUUUUAAGAGGCUUCGCGCAGUUCCAACCAACAAGGCCUGUUUCGACUGCGGCGCCAAGAAUCCGAGCUGGGCCAGCAUCACGUAUGGUGUUUUCUUGUGCAUUGACUGUUCCGGGGUGCACCGCUCCCUGGGCGUCCAUCUGAGCUUCAUCAGGUCCACAGAGUUGGAUUCCAACUGGAACUGGUUCCAGCUGAGGUGUAUGCAGGUCGGCGGGAAUGCCAAUGCGACGGCUUUUUUCCGCCAACAUGGAUGCACAGCCAAUGAUGCCAACACCAAAUACAAUAGCCGAGCUGCCCAGAUGUACCGGGAGAAGAUCCGGCAGCUGGGGAGUGCGGCCCUGGCUAGGCACGGCACUGAUCUUUGGAUAGACAAUAUAAGUAGUGCCGUUCCUAAUCACUCCCCGGAGAAGAAGGACUCUGACUUCUUCACAGAACACACUCAACCUCCUGCCUGGGAUGCGCCAGCCACUGAGCCUUCAGGGACCCAGCAGCCAGCCCCGUCUGCAGAGAGCAGUGGCCUGGCACAGCCGGAGCACGGCCCCAACACAGACCUGCUUGGCACCUCGCCCAAAGCCUCACUGGAGUCCAUGUAUCUGUCAGCUAAAGGGGCCCUUCCUGCCAGAGAACUGAAAAGCUCCAUCAUUGGCAAGAAGAAGCCAGCAGCAGCUAAGAAAGGGCUGGGUGCCAAGAAAGGCCUCGGGGCCCAGAAGGUGAGCAGCCAGAGCUUCAGUGAGAUUGAGCGGCAGGCCCAGGUAGCAGAGAAGCUCCGUGAGCAGCAGGUGGCCGAUGCCAAGAAGCAGGCGGAGGAGUCCAUGGUCGCCUCCAUGCGUCUGGCCUACCAGGAGCUCCAGAUUGAUCGUAAGAAAGAGGAGAAGAAGCUACAGAAUCUGGAAGGGAAGAAGCGAGAGCAGGCAGAGAGGUUGGGCAUGGGCUUGGUAUCCCGAAGUGAUGCUAAUGUGUAUCCACUGGUCUCAUGGCCUGGCUCUGCUUUGCUGCGCAGCUCUGUCUCCCACUCCGUGCUGUCUGAGAUGCAGGUGAUCGAGCAGGAAACCCCAGUGAGUGCAAAAUCUUCUCGCUCGCAGCUGGACUUGUUUGACGAUGUUGGUACUUUCGCCUCUGGACCCCCAAAGUACAAGGACAACCCCUUUUCCUUAGGGGAAAGCUUUGGUUCCCGCUGGGAUACAGAUGCUGCCUGGGGUAUGGACAGGGUAGAGGAGAAGGAGCCAGAAGUGACCAUCUCAAGCAUCCGGCCUAUUUCAGAAAGAGCCACAAACCGGAGGGAAGUGGAGAGCCGGAGCCCAGGCCUCGAGUCUAGUGAGGCACGUCAGAAAUUCGCAGGAGCCAAAGCCAUCUCAUCUGACAUGUUCUUUGGGCGGGAGAUGGAUGCGGAGUAUGAGGCCAGGUCUCGGCUGCAGCAGCUCUCAGGCAGCAAUGCCAUCAGCUCUUCAGACCUCUUUGGGGACAUGGAUGGAGCUCAUGGAGCAGGAAGUGUAUCUCUGGGGAACGUGCUGCCUACAGCGGACAUUGCCCAGUUUAAGCAGGGCGUCAAGUCUGUGGCCGGGAAAAUGGCUGUGCUGGCCAAUGGUGUGAUGAAUUCCUUGCAGGAUCGCUAUGGUUCCUACUGAUCCAAGCUCUGUGACUCAGGCUUACGGUGGUGACUGCAACAAGAACUCCACAGUUCCCAGGCUGGGGAUGCUUUGCCUUGUGGAAGCUGGGGAGGAUUUGUUACUUUGUAUGUGUGGUGUGUGUGUGGAGUGGUCUUGGAGGCGCUCACUCAUGUGAGGGAAUGGUCAGUACCAGCCUUUUUCCUCUGCCUGUGGACUGAGCCCUUUUUUCCCUCUCACACCACCCUCCGUGUGUUAGACUCUUGUCCUUCUGUCCUGCCCCCACAGCUGCUGCUCACUUGUCCUGCCACACUGGGAGAGGGGGUUCCCCCAGGAUGGCUUAUUCUGGGUCCAGCCUUUCCUCAAGUAGGGAAAGUGGAAGGUAGAAGGCUUUUUUUUUGCUGGCUCUAGGGUUCUUCUAGUUCGAGGGCUUGGGUCUCCAUCCUCUGGAACCAUGGGGAGGCCUGGAAGGAGUUCCCUGUAGACCCGUCCCCUGGGGAAAGAGGCUGUGGACUUGCUGCUGCUGCCGCCAGUGGCCUCUUCUGGGUGCCAGGAGAGGGCGAAGGAGGGAAAGGCCCUUUUAGGCAUUACCAAGGACAGGAAACUACCUGGUACCUAAAGGUUUCAUUUGGGAUCAGACUGGAGAGCCACGGGUUCUCCCGUCUCACCACCCCUUUCUACAGUAAGCACUUGGAAGAUUGUCUCAGGGUCCCUCUGUACCAUCUGCUGUGGACCGCAGGACCCUCUGCAACAUUCUCUGUCCCUUCAUCCCCUGGUUGGUGACCAUGGAGGGUCUUCUCUGCUGUGAUUCGACUCUGGAGGCUGUGAGCUUGAUGCUGGCCAGGGAAGCAGAGGAUGUGAAGGGCAGAGGCAGGCUCCUGGGGCUGAGCUCCUUCCUCUGCAUCAUUCUGGGCUUGGGAGCCUGGAUAGCACCCGCCAGUGAGAGCUGUGGGCCUCACCCUCUGGCAGCUGAGCCAAGCACUGUGUCAUUCUUGGUGCCAUCUUCCCCUGCCGCACCGGCAGUCUCAGCCCAGCCCCUAGCUUUGGGUUGUAGGUUGGGCUCCCAAGCAACACAGACCACUGUUCCCCUUGCCCCUCCCCCAGAGGGACAUGACUUUCUUUCUGGACUGUUUGUAUUGAAACAAAGUGGUGUCAAAAUAAAGCCCCCGCAGGGCCUUGCUCCCUGUUGGUCUGAGUGAA